Nycticebus coucang (slow loris) is the source of this 3631-nucleotide messenger RNA. It is a transcript of the gene FAM114A2, whose product is annotated as family with sequence similarity 114 member A2. Bases 1612 to 3162 code for a protein of 516 amino acids. Lineage: Eukaryota; Metazoa; Chordata; Mammalia; Primates; Lorisidae. The transcript is spliced from 14 exons. The record is from RefSeq and is a predicted model, not a curated record.
AUGGUUCGGUUGGGCGGUGCCUGUGGCUCAAGGAGUAGGGCGCCGGUCCCUAUAUGCCAGAGGUGGCGGGUUCAAACCCAGCCCCGGCCAAAAAAAAAUAAUGGUUCAGCCAUUUAGUUCUCCUGAUCCAUAUUAGAGUCUUUCUCUUGCAGUUGUGAAAAUAACAGGCACCACAGAAUACCUAGAAAACUUACAAAAACAUUAAAUAGUGCAAUUCCAAGUAUCUGGUAUUUAUUCUCCCCCCCCUUUUGUACCGUCCUGCUAGAUUAUGAAUCCAUUGAGAACAGAGAUGGUACAGCCAUUCCAAUAAUGAUAGCAGGGUGGUAAUGACUGUGUAAAUAGCCGUUACCACAAAAAGUUAUCUUUUGGAUGCUCCUUAAAUCGUUGAAUCUUUGUUUCAUUUGUUGCACAAAUAAAAAUAAUAAUAAUGAGGAUAACCAAUGUUUAAUCUUUUGGAAUAUGUCCUUCUACUCUUUUAUAGACAUAUAAAUUAGGUAAUAUGUAUAUUGUAUAUGUCAUACUACAUAUAUAGUAUGCUAUGUAUAAUAUUUGUGAUGGUAGUGAUAGUGAUGUGUUGUAACCUGGAGAGAGCAUAGGAAAUGAUAGUGAAAAAGUAUUUAUUCAUAUAUGAGAGCUGUCCAGAAAGUAUCCAGCCAUGUAAUAGGAAAAUUAGAGACAUACGUGGCUGAAUACUUUCCAGAUAGCCUGUUACAUAAAACAUUAAUUGAACUUUGUACAAGAAGUGUCUAGUUUUUCCUAAUUGAUAGUACCUUGGAGUGAGUGGGACAGAAGUCAUGUCUUACAUUAGUUCUCCUUCACCAGAAGUACAAGAUACUCUGUGUACAUAGUAAGUACUCGGAAAAUGUUUGCAAACUUCAUUGUAAGUUGAUUUGUGCAUCAGUGGGUGGGUGGUUGUAUCUGGAUAUUUUUUCUCUGUGUUUUGGGAAUGUAUAAUGUAUGUAUAUCAUGCACCCAUAUAGUCUAGGCUUUAUGGUUUGUCUUAAUCUGCCUUCCUGGCCUGACCUCAGGCCUCCCCUAUCAUUUUUCUCUCUACUGUUUUAACUGUUGUUAACUGUCCAUAUUCCCUGCUGUCACUCAUCAGUCCUUUGAACAUUCCCCCUGUAUUGUUUCCAUAUCCUUAAGUUUUCUCAUGGGCAUCUUUAUCUGUCAACAUUCUAAGUACUUUUUAAAGCAGAUGUUGCAGACUCAAGUGGCUGCAGGGGUUAAUUAGUUAACAUAAAUGAGUGAAAUGGAUUUGGGUGGAGAUUAUAGGGAACCGGAGCACUGCCCUUUCUAACCUGUAACUAACCAACUCAAAUGUGGGUCCAGCAUUACCAGAUCUUUCAAUUUUACAAGAGAGAGUGUUGGAAAGUUUUAUAUGAAGUCUGAUUUUUAAAUGUUAGUAACUAAUUUCUACAAAAGCUUAAACACUGUGAGGACAACAGAAAAACAUGUAGAUGGGAUUUGGCCCCCACAUUCCCAAUUUGUGGACCCUGCUCUGCCCUUAUUUAAGGUGCCUUGUUUGUAAGUUAUGUUCUUUCAUGAUUCUGAAGGACUUCUUCCUUUUUGUUCUUUUAGUAUUUUGAAUAUACUUCAAUUAUAGUGCUGCGGAUGGCGCCUGUGGCUCAAAGCGGCGAUGUUCUAAUCAUGUCAGAUAAAGAUGACACAGAGACUCCAGUGCUAACUGAAGCUGUCCCCAUCCUUGAAGACAGAAACUGUGAGCCAGCCAAGAAUUCUGAGUGUGUUGACCAAAAUGCCAAGUCAGGGAGUAAAUCAGAACCUGUAGGUUGCACUCGGAAAAGACCAGAGGCCAAACCUUCCAGUGACCUUGAGACUUCAAAAGUUCUCCCUGUUCAGGAGACUAUAUCCAAAGAUGUACCCCAGACUGGAUGGGGCUAUUGGGGCAGCUGGGGCAAGUCCUUACUCUCCUCAGCCUCAGCUACAGUAGCCACAGUAGGGCAAGGUAUUUCAACCGUCAUUGAGAAGGCAGAGACUUCCCUUGGAAUCCCUAGCCCCAGUGAAAUUUCAACUGAAAAGUAUGUCCCAGGAGAGACAGAUGCCAAAGAGAAUGAAAACUCUUCUCCAGGGGCUGGGCCAUUUGGUGUAUUCUCAACCAUCUCUACUGCAGUUCAGAGCACAGGAAAGAGUGUUAUCAGUGGGGGUUUGGAUGCCCUGGAGUUCAUUGGGAAAAAGACAAUGGAUGUAAUAGCAGAAGGAGAUCCUGGAUUUAAAAGAACCAAGGGUCUGAUGAACCGAAAUUCUACACUGUCUCAGGUUUUACGAGAAGCGAAGGAGAAAGAAGCGUUAAGGACCGCCAGUGAGGUUACCAUGGAAACAGACAAGAAAACUCACUAUGGACUACUCUUUGAUGAAUUUCAAGGCCUUUCACAUCUAGAAGCUCUGGAGAUGCUUUCCCGAGAAAGUGAAAUAAAGGUGAAAUCUAUCCUUAAUUCUCUGAGUGGAAAAGAAUUAGAGACUCUAAAAUUUGAAUUACAGCAACUCAAAGAAACAUUUUCCCUAGCAGAGUUUUGUGAUGAAGAGGAAGAAGAGAAAAAAGGGGAUGAAGAUUUCACCAAAGAGAUAACAGAGUUGUUUUCCCAGCUACAUGUCUCCUCCAAACCAGAGAAACUUGCCAAGGCAAGAAAUAGUGCCCACGAAUGGAUCAGAAAAUCUCUGACUAAGCCAUUAGCGGAGAAAGAAGGAGAAGAAAAACAGUCGGAAGCAGAAAAUAAUGAGCAAGUCAAUAAAAAUUCAAUAGAGGAUAUCCAUGCAUUUGCAAUCCGGAGCCUAGCAGAACUGACUGCCUGCUCAAUUGAAUUGUUCCACAAAACAGCAGCAUUGUUUCUACAUGGCAGGAAGCAGGAAGUGAUGGCCAUAGAAAGGAGCCGAACUCUUUCUCAGAUGACGGUUGUAUUGUGUAAAGAGUUAUCCUCUCUGUCUAAAGAGUUCACCACCUGCCUCACAACAGCUGGGGUCAAAGAAAAGGCAGAUAUCCUUAACCCAUUAAUCACUGCAGUAUUUCUAGAGGCAUCAAAUAGUGCCUCCUACAUCCAGGAUGCCUUUCAGUUACUCUUACCUGUACUACAGAUCUCUCUCAUUGAGAACAAGAUAGAAUCAUCUAGACACGAGCAGCAGAGCCAAAGGCCUUUGUCAGAAGAGUGAAGAACAGAGAGGAUUCCACUUGAGACUUUUGAUAGUCAAGAAGUGCUGCUUUCUUCUGGGUACCUACAGAAAUAAAGGAGUAGAGUCAUUUCAGUAUAUAAAAGUUCAGGCAGGAGAGUGGGUUUAAAGAGGAGGUUUGUUGCCUUUACCACUUGGGUGAAGUAUUCAGAUCCUCUCAUUAUUCUUCUCAGUUGUUUUAAUUAAUAAAUUAUUGGAAAAGAAACUUUUGUACAAAGUCCAAUAAUAGCUCUAGAUAAAGAUUAGUGGGACACUCAGGCAAAAAUGUUGGUCUUUCCUUAAACUGUUAGAAACCACUAACAGUUUAGUCAUGGAUAUAAUAGCCCGUGGAUGUCAUUGGGUAUUAAGCGAGAGAAACAAUUUAUUAUUCCAGAAUUCAUGACAUGCUUGGUCUAUUAAUGUCAUACACUUUCUUCUUUCGAGAAUAAAAUUUAUGGCUAUAAGAAAACUG